Messenger RNA from Phytophthora nicotianae INRA-310, 324 nucleotides. RefSeq lists its product as hypothetical. The coding region runs from base 1 to 324 and encodes 107 amino acids. The record is from RefSeq and is a predicted model, not a curated record. The transcript has a single exon. Lineage: Eukaryota; Oomycota; Peronosporomycetes; Peronosporales; Peronosporaceae.
AUGAAGACCGUUAGAGCGCGAGGAGGCAGAUAUCACCAGCACUGCUCGUACUGCAGCCGCGUCAAGUUCAUCGACUCGUCGACCAGCUUCCCACCUCGCGUGCCGAACCGCGGACUCAUGGCAACAUGCACAGGCUGGCGCCAGAUCUGCACGCACUUCCGCAAGCGACAACUCGAAAGCUUCGUGAACCAGUUGCUCAAGGCAGCAAAAGAUCUGUCGUACCGCACAGGAAGAGGGCAGUGCGAGCGGUUCCUCGUGGUCUCACAGAUCCUCAGCUCGUUUCUGUCGGCGCCAAGUAUGCUGGCAACGGAGAGCGUCUGGUAA